Poecilia reticulata (guppy) is the source of this 2805-nucleotide messenger RNA. It is a transcript of the gene rab27b, whose product is annotated as RAB27B, member RAS oncogene family. Lineage: Eukaryota; Metazoa; Chordata; Actinopteri; Cyprinodontiformes; Poeciliidae. The record is from RefSeq and is a predicted model, not a curated record. Gene Ontology annotation, molecular function: GTPase activity; GTP binding.
AGAUCCCCGGCCGCUCCGCCGCCCCGCGCCCCAGCAGAGCGUCCGGUCUGUGGGUAAACGUUGGCUGACCGCCCGGUCGUCUCCCUUCGGAUCUGACCGUGAAACCGGCCGAGGACCCGCGGACAGGUUCUUUCCGGUCUCCGCCAUGACUGAUGGGGAUUACGACUACCUGAUCAAGCUGCUGGCGCUGGGCGACUCCGGCGUGGGGAAAACCACCUUCCUGUACCGCUACACCGACAACAAGUUCAACCCCAAGUUCAUCACCACGGUGGGCAUCGACUUCAGGGAAAAGAGAGUGGUUUACACGGCUUCAAACCCAAAUGGAACGACGACAGGAAAAACCUUCAAGGUUCAUCUGCAGCUCUGGGACACGGCGGGACAGGAGAGGUUCCGCAGCCUGACCACGGCGUUCUUCAGGGACGCCAUGGGCUUCCUGCUGAUGUUCGACCUGACCAGCCAGCAGAGCUUCCUCAACGUUCGCAACUGGAUGAGCCAGCUGCAGGCCAACGCCUACUGCGAGAACCCGGACAUCGUUCUGGUCGGGAACAAGGCGGACCUGGCCGACCAGCGGGAAGUUCAGGAGAAACAGGCCAAGGAGCUGGCCGACAAAUACGGGAUCCCGUACUUUGAGACGAGCGCAGCCACCGGAGCGGAGGUGGACAAGGCGGUGAUCACGCUGCUGGACCUGGUGAUGAAGAGGAUGGAGCAGUGCGUGGACAAGCCGCCGGCCGACCCCGCCAACGAGAACGGCGCCGCCAAGCUGAGCGAGGGAACGCCCGACCCGAAAAGAUGCGCAUGUUAGACCCGGAGACGCUGCUCCGUCCUCCGUCCUCCUCACGUCCCCUCCGUCUCUUACUUUCCUCCCUGUCUGUCCUCMGCAUGUUACUUUCAUCUUUCAGUCAUUCCUGUUUGCAGCUCUGACAGUUAACGCCCUGCAGCUCCCUCUAGUGGAAACCCGAGGCAUCGCAGCCUCCGCCUGUCAGCCUUGAGGAGCAAAUUGAACCAGCAGGGGGCGCCGUCAUCGCUGUCAGACGCAUWAUGUGCCUCGCCGAAAACCUGCAGCCUGGGAAUUAAACUCUGCACGCUCCUGCUUCACCGUUUGCCAGAACCAGAAAUCCAACCUCAGUUCACGGCUUGACYGCAGGAAAAGGUCCAACUUUGGGUCAAAUCUGGACUAAAACGAGUUUAAUGCCAGGCUGUGAGAAUGGAGCUUUUUAUCCUGGACCACACUGAGGAUUAGUGGGACCAAUGUGUUGUUUUAAUUAUAUUCCUUUGUUUCUCUCCGCUCUGUGCCGGACCGGUACCAACCACACAUUAGAGAAGCUUUGUUUUAGACGUUUACUGAACAUGUGCCAAAUGUGUUUUGUGUUAACGGGCUUUACUGGGAGUCUGACACAAACAUGGAGCGGCUCCAGCAGCGUUUCUCUACAUGAAGCUGUUUGUGGUGUCUUUUUGUGACCACUUUGUUUUAUUUUUUAUUAAUCAAAGCUUUUUUAGCUAAUUUAUGGGAGUAUUUCAGCUUCAGCCAAAACAAAGUGCCCAGGAGAAACAUAAUAUUCAGUUUAAUUUAAAAAUAAAUGGAAAUAGAAACACAGUUUGACCUGAAAUUGUAGGAAAAAAUGAUACAAGGUCAGCUAACCAUCACUAAAUGUUGAAUUGCAAAUAGAAAGUGGUCCAGAUUAGCUUAGCAGUUAGCUUAUGUAGCUGCUAGAAUGAURUUAAUGUAACAUCUGCAGCUCAAGAUUUUAAGAGUUUAAGUCAUAUUUCUUGCUUUACUUCUUGCUCUGUGAAUAUUUUUUUCAUACUCGCUAACUUCACUAACAUGAUAAAAAAUCAAGCUAACCUAGCUUAGCCUACAAUGUUUUGCUUGUGAAAACGGAAAAUAAAUUACAGUGGCUCUCAAAACUGUGUUCACAGUAAUCAUGUUUCUACAGUUAAUAGAGAUAUUUUUCAGCAGUUCAUCAAAAACAAGAAAACUUUMAUUUUCACAGGCUGUCCACACUUUUAAUAUUCAAUGCAACUAAACCACCUCUUUGUUUUGAUAUGUUGUWAUAAAUAUUUUGUUGUGUUAUUAUUGUGGACAUCCACCACAAAUGGUCGUCCAAAAUUAAACCUCUGUUAACAUUUAUUUACUUUUUUAAACAGUGGAUACAAAAGACUCAUUAGCUUAUGUAGCAUUGAUGCUAGCCAGUUAGCUUUAAUAACUGCUAGCAGGAUGCUGUAUCAACAGUAGCUACUUUUAAUUUUAACUAAAAAAUAAAGUUUUUAUGUUUUGCUUUAUUUUUAUUUGGUUUACUUCUGAUCAGAAGGCACUAGCAUGCUAAAGAAAGGCUAACUUAGCAUAGCCACCUAGCAUUUUUUAGCAUGACAUAAAAUUGACUAGUAUUGGCAUUGUUUUGUCAUCUGUACACUUUAUAGCUACAGUUCAUUUCCAACACAAAGGAACCUGAAGUUUAAAGCGAAUGAACCUCAGUUAGCAUCAUUAUACCUAAUGUAGCUUCAGUGCUACACAGUURGCUUCAAAGAUAUUUUAAUGCAUCAACAUCAGCUCAAGGUUUUGCAUAUUUCUUUUAACCAAUUCUAUGUAUAUUUUAUUGUCUUUAUCUGCCUCACUAACUUAUUUUAUUCAUAGUCAUGCUAGCUUAGCAGAGCCAGCUUUUUUUUUUUUACGCAAACAUCAGAGCUUGGAGUAAAUUAAUUAAACCUACAUUGUUUGAUUCUUCAUAUGGUGUAAAAAAUGUGAAUGUUUUAACUAUGGAUGUCCAUCUCAGCUGAUAAAAUAAAUGCUCAGUUAGGCUGCCGUUC